This is a messenger RNA of Stegodyphus dumicola, 901 nucleotides long. RefSeq lists its product as uncharacterized. Lineage: Eukaryota; Metazoa; Arthropoda; Arachnida; Araneae; Eresidae. The record is from RefSeq and is a predicted model, not a curated record.
UAAUUUCAUGUUGCGAAGCGUUCUAUUGGUUCGCCGGUGAAGUGACGUCACUCUCGGGCGCGUUUUAAUGUAGGCGUUUUAAAACUCUUUUCCGCACUGCAAGAGACUUCCACGCACAAUUCUGGCCGUUCCACUCUUGUAUAUAAAUAUACACCGAUCCCGAUUCUGUCUCUAUUGUCCGCUCAGCGCAUCAUAGGACUCAGGUCAUCUCACUGCUCUUAACUACAGCCAUUAUGGGCAGCAAUUAUAUCUGUUUUUUGGUCUGCAUCUUGUAUCCUUUCUUUGCGCUCACUGUCAAUGCUGAAAAAAGGACAAUGUCAUGUGACACAAUUUGCAAGGGAAUUAGAUUUCCAGGGAAAUUAGGAGGUUGCAACUGCAACUAUGUAAUCUUCACCAAGCGAUCCAGUCAAUUAAACAAAAUGAUGGAAACGAAAGAAGAAAAUAUAGAACAAUUGAGGCAUAAGAUAUUUGAAAAUAUGGAUACAGAGGAAAGUGCAGAAUACGAAUCUCAAGAUGAGAGAGCGGAGGAAAGCCAAUCAGAAUCAGCACGAAAUCUUAUAAAUAUUAUCAGAAGACGAAUCUUUCGACCAAUAAUGAGGGACUUAGAUUAUUGAUUUGCAAGUUGGUGACUUCAGGUAACUGAAGGAGAGCAGUGAGACUGUUAAAACAAUCAAGUCACUGCAAGAAGCUUGUCACGAAUAAAACUUCCAGAAGAUCAUGUAUUUCAGAAACAUCAUCGUCUUGCUCAAGGCGGCUACUCAUUUUGUGUUUAACUUAUUACUCUUAGUAUUUAAGUUUAGUUUCCUUUGCCAUGGUGUAUAGCUCUGUUUGCCAGUGUUGUGUUUCACUUCAUUUUUCUUGUACAUUUGUUCUGUAAAUAAAAUAUUAUAAAGGAUUAAAA